Molecule: messenger RNA, 2988 nt
Organism: Gallus gallus (chicken)
Lineage: Eukaryota; Metazoa; Chordata; Aves; Galliformes; Phasianidae
Gene: CCDC12
Product: coiled-coil domain containing 12
Exons: 7
Coding region: 1761-2270 (169 amino acids)
Cellular component (GO): U2-type spliceosomal complex; post-mRNA release spliceosomal complex
Source: RefSeq, a predicted model, not a curated record
GGGGCCCUGGGCAGCCUGGUCUAGUAUUAAAUGUGGAGGUUAGCAGCCCUGCUUACAGAAGGGGGUUGGAACUUAAUGAUCCUUGAGGUCCCUUCCAACCCAAGCCAUUCUGUGACUAUGAUAACGCAACCAUCCUGUAAGCCUUAAAUGAAAGAUAAGAUGAUCUUUAGUAAUCUGGUCAGUCCAUGUGGAAAAUAAGUUGGUUGGCAUCUUCCCUCCUCUCCAGGGAGAGGAGAAGCUGCAAGGUCUUCUUGUUGACUUUUAAGGUUGCUAAGGGUUUGCUGGAUUGCAUUUAAUAUGGGUGCACAGGGCCAGCUGAGUAGUCAGAGGGCUUCAGAAAAGCAGCUCUUCUAGGGCUUGGAGGGGAAUGGAAAUGGGGAUUGGGAAUGUGCUGGAAGAUGCAGGCAGAUAUCAGACCAUUGCAGUGUGGUUAUUGGAAUCUGGCAGGAAGGCCAGCUCUGGUUAGAGGGGGAAGCCGUCCUUCAGACAGAGACCUUAAAAAGACAUUGGAAAGAAAAGAAAGAGACAAAUACAAGCUUGACUUUAUCAAGUGUUAUUUGGGAAGGGGUUAAGUGACACGGUUGCCUCAUAGAGGAGUGAUGAGCUGCUUUCCAGACCAGCGUGAUGAGAGGAUGUUAGACAUCUAGCAAAAACACUUAAAUCAGCAGUUGUAGGUAAUUUGCACCCAGGAAUCCUAAAAUAAUCAGCUGAAGAGAUUGUUAGCCUGCUGUGUUUUGAUUUAAAUCUUCUUCUGAAUACUGGGUAAGUUUCAAAGGACUGGAAGAGUGCUAAUAAAACACCACUACUUAGAAAUAAAGGCAAGAGGGGUAAGUUGGGUGAAGGCAGUUUGCUGUCAGUGUGGAGCAGAGUGAUUUGCAAUGCAUUUAAUGGAGAGUGAAGAAAAAGGGAGUGUCAUUUUUGUCAUGUAAAUGUGAUUUAGUGAAGGAUUAGUGGUAUUGCACAACAUGCUGCUGAAAAAUUACAGCUCUGAAAUAGGUAACUGAUACUGAUAGCUCAAUGGCUGUCAGAUGGUUAUCACCCAGAAGUGCUGCUUUGGGGGCCUGUGACUGGUGUGCCCAGUGUUCCCAUUGCUCAUCUAGCUGCUGAAGGAAGGAGUGGCUGCUCCUCCUGAUGUCUUUGGGAUGAGGAGGGAUGGCUGGGUGAGACUUCCCACAUCAGAAGUGUUCUCAAGUCAGGCUAGGCAACUUGAACGUCCCUUUUGGCCUUAAAUCUUGAAACGCGAUGCAAAGCAAAUUGCUUCCCUUCUUAUUAUGAGAGAAUGAACCAAAGGGCUGUGAAGACACCUACCAGGAAGGGAAAAGUCCUGAUAAUGUGCUGAAGCCCAGGGGGAAGCAUAGCAUUUCUCAGAACGUUGUCUGAUUGCUCAGAGCAGAAGCUUCUUGCAGGUUGGGUUGGCUUCAGCUGGAGGGAAAAUGAAUAUGCUAUGUGUAAUGCUCGUCUGUGCUUACAGAGUGCUUCUAUUGAGCUGUCUGCCUCCAUCUUGUCUGCAUAUGGAACUGUCAAAUGUGUUCCUUAUUCUGCCUGCUGAUUGCAAGGAGGAAAGCAAAGCAAUGCAUCUAUGCUGACCGAACACCAUGGCUUGUGUUGUGCAGGACCUGGGCUCUCAGCCUGGCAGACAUCACAUAAUGCCCACUAAUGUCCUGCUGGGAGCCUGAGCUGUUAGCUCGUCCCCUGUCAAGUUUGCUGUGGGCCUUGCAGGUACUGGGGGAGGCAGCUGACACCCUUCUUUGUACAACCUGAUGCAAAUCUUGUUGGAUUUACGCCUUGAAGAGGCAGGGGAUGAGAUUCUUUUAAUCUCAGAGCCCUUUGUGAAGAGUGGGAAUGGGACAAGCAGAAGUCUGCAGAAUAAGAACAGUGGCGAACCUGAGGCCAAGCAGUUCAAAGGAGACGAGGAGGAGGAGACUGUCAGGCACAGGGAGCUCGUACUGCGAAACUAUGACCCUGAAGAUGAAGAGCUGAAGAAGAGGAAAUUGCCUCCGGCCAAGCCAGCCUCAGUGGAAGACAAGGUGAAGGACCAGCUGGAGGCAGCUAAGCCAGAGCCCAUCAUCGAUGAAGUGGAUCUGACAAACCUGGCCCCCAGGAAGCCGGACUGGGAUUUAAAACGAGACGUAGCCAAGAAGAUGGAGAAGCUGGAGAAGAGGACUCAGAGAGCCAUCGCUGAACUGAUCCGAGAGCGCUUGAAAGGGCAGGAGGAGGAGUUGGCGGCAGCUGUUGGGUCAGCAAAGCAGGAUGGAAGUGACUCUGACUGAUUUGCUCCAUCUGGGUAUGGGCUCUGCCAGCAACACCAAUCCCAUCACUGUCAGGUAGAGGAGCCUCGCUGCUGACCAAUACUUUGCCAGGAGCCUAUGAGUCGUGGAGGAAAGGCGCAGAUCUGAGGAGCAGUGCUUCCCUCUCUGAGACUGUGGCUGGUGGAUAAAGCACGUUUCACAGACCACUUUUUAGGACCAUGAAGGGUUGAUGGGAGUGGGAUAGACGUACACUUUGCCUUGAACUUGGCAGGAGUUGGAGGAGGCAAGAUGUGGGCAAAAGGGCAAAGUGUCAAAGAACGUACAUCCAGGAAACUCUCCUCUCACUUGCUUGGUUAAGAGAUCCCCACACAGCCAACAGUGUCCCUUAAGGGCACUGCUCUUUGUCAGGGUGCUCCUUUCUGCAGAAAACUGAUGUCACUGUUACAGAGAACGACAGGGUCUCUUGCUCUGGAGAACAUCUGCUCAAUGGUUGGGAACCUUUCCCUCGUGAUCACACCCAGCAUGUACAGAGUGACUCUCCUGGAAGUGCUGUGUGCUCAGGACCUGUUGGCUGCUCUGGGCUGGGAGAAGUGUCCAACUGAGAGGCUGAUGUGUGUUUUUUGUUUGCUGAAGCUUCCAGACCCUCCAGGCUGUGCAACGUGCACCAUUCCUCUGGAUGUUUUAUAAUUGACAAAGUUUGUUGUAACAAAUAUUUUCAUAAUAAAAUUAUUCCACCGUG